This is a messenger RNA of Linum tenue, 1722 nucleotides long. The record is from the annotation of a GenBank genome assembly. NCBI's taxonomy places the organism in Eukaryota, Viridiplantae, Streptophyta, Magnoliopsida, Malpighiales, Linaceae.
GAGACUGGGAGACAGAAAUCAGAAUGCCGGAACGGCCGCCGCUCGACGUCCGUCGUUAGUUUCAGCGCCGCUACCUCCAUCGGUAGCCCAACCACCCACCGUCUUCCCUUCCGUGAGAAGAAACUAGGAGCCGUUGCUAUGGAAGAAGAGACCAAAUUCAGCUCUAGUUCAUCACAGGAGAAGCCUCAGGAACUCGCGUUGUCGCUGCCCAACAACAUCGAGAAGAAAGAGAAGAAGAAGCCGUUGAUGACUAUUGAAGGGUACCCAAUUGAGGGAUUGUCGAUUGCUGGCCUGGAAACCUGCAUAAUCUUCCCUUCACUUGAUUUGGCUUUCGAUAUUGGUCGGUGCCCGCAACGAGCAGUCUCUCAGAACUUCGUCUUCAUCUCCCACGCUCACAUGGAUCACAUAGGAGGGUUGCCCAUGUAUGUUGCCACCCGUGGCUUAAACCGCAUGAAGCCUCCGACGAUCAUCGUGCCCACAUGCAUCAGAGCAACCGUUGAACAACUUUUUGAGGUGCAUCGGCAGUUAGAUGGAUCAGAGCUGCGACAUGUUCUUGUUGGUCUAGAUAUAGGGGAAGAGAUCGCCAUUAGACGGGACCUUAAAGUAAAAGCAUUUAGGACACACCAUAGAAUAAGGAGCCAGGGUUAUGUUGUUUACCAAGUGAAAGAAAAACUUAAGCAAGAGUAUCGUGGUCUAUCCAGCAAUGAAAUAAAAAGCCUAAAAUCAUCAGGUGUAAAGAUAACAGACACCACGAGUCACCCUGAAAUUGCUUUUACUGGUGACACAAUGAGUGACUUCAUCUUGGACGAGGGUAACAGUGAUGUUCUGAAAGCAAAGAUUCUCGUUAUGGAGUUGAUAAUACUGGUAGAAGGGCUGACUAUGACAAUCCGUACACAACAGUGCACUUUUGUUGAGGAGAGGGUAACAGUGGAGCAUGCUCGAGAGUAUGGUCACACCCAUCUGUAUGAGAUAAUUAAGCAUGCGGACAAAUUUCAAAACAAGGCAAUCCUUAUGAUCCAUUUUUCAGCCCGUUACACGGUAGAGGAAAUCCAAGAAGCCAUGUCAAAACUCGAGGCACCUUUGGCUGGCCGAGUUUAUACACUCACUGAAGGUUUUUGACAAGACUGAAGGGUUUGAACAGACUGAAGGCUGAGAGGCUUCUGCAACUUUUACCUCUUCACUGGCUCAAGAGAAGGCUGUUCCAACACCAAUGAACUUUCGUAGUCAUCGUGAUUUGUACAGUUUAUGUAACCUGGUGGAGGCUCAACAGAUUCAACUUGGAAGUCAGCACUUUUUCGAAUGCAAGCAAUCCUGGUAGUACCUUAGACAUGAAUCAAAUUUAAUCCUGGGCAAGCAUGGCUUCUUGCUGCAUGUGUGGAACUCUUGUUCGCUGGAAGGUGUACUCUGUGGGGAUCAUAUGUCAUCUGCUCCAGAAGCAUGUUCAAUUGAAACAUUUGCCCUUGUGUUGUUUACUUGCUCCUCUGCCGGCCAAAAUAAAAUGUUAUAUUCCCCCGGUCUGGACAAUCAUUAUCUUGUUGUGGCUCAAUGCUAAUCUGGGUUUGCUCCCGCCACCUAGUUCGAUGAUAUUGCUUUCCCAAAUGUGUAGCCCGUUGGGAUGUACAUAUUUCAUGAUGAAAACUCCUUUUUCAAUGUAUUUCCCUCUUUCUCAGUUUAUGUCACAACUUUGAUUCUAGUCAGAGACAAUAGCAAUUGAGUUGAGAC